Messenger RNA from Phytophthora sojae, 615 nucleotides. RefSeq lists its product as hypothetical. The record is from RefSeq and is a predicted model, not a curated record. NCBI's taxonomy places the organism in Eukaryota, Oomycota, Peronosporomycetes, Peronosporales, Peronosporaceae. The coding region runs from base 1 to 615 and encodes 204 amino acids. The transcript has a single exon.
AUGGUCUGCGUCCAAACUCUUCUCAAGGUCCUAGCGUUCUGCGCGCUCAACGUGAGCCUCCUCCCGCGGGCGCAGGCGAAUAUCGUCCUCGUGCUACCCGACGACCCAGCGUGCAGGUCGACGCCCGACAUGGUCUACGCAGGGGUGAUGGCCAUCACGGACCCGGCAUGCCUUGACUCAAACGAAGACCCUGGCUGCAACCUGUUUGGCAUCCCGGACUGCCGCGCGUGCGCUCUGUUGCCCGAAGCCGCCUCCCCAGACACCCCGCCCUGCGAGUUGCUGGUUGUCUUCAACCAGGAGAGCAUCGACAAUGCAUUUGGAGAUGAACCGCCCGUCAGCACUGAAGACUGCAGCGACUGUGAGCCUGACGUCCCACCACCACUCGUUCCUUCCAACCCUGUAGACCCCAUCGAGCCUGUCGAGACGCCUGACGAGUCGAGUGAGCCGGAAGACUACGUGCCCAUUGUGAUCGUCCUGCCCACUGACGUGUUCAUCGAGACCGAGUCAUCCAUUUGGGCGGACAGCGAUAGUUCGGCGGACUACGACGACGAUAGCGAUGGCGGGGGCGAGCAAGGCGGAAUUGACACUGGCAGACGUCUCCGCACGCAGCUCUAG